AUAUUAAUUAUUAUGUAAGUAUUGUAUAAAUAUCAUCAGUAGAUAAAGAAAUAUUUAUGAUACAUUGAGCAAAGUACGUCACUGUCUCGCGUCAGUAUCAUACAUUCACCUUAUCAAUUUAAAAACUCUUGCAUCAGAAAAAUCCGCGGAUAUAUUACGAGAUAUGUAAUUCUCAAGCGAGCAGUUGUCCGUAGCGACUUGUAGUAAUAGCGCGCUAAUCAAGUUUCGAUCGGCAUUUUGCAAAUAAAUUGCAACAGCAAUUUGGAAUAACAAUGGAAUAUUGGUCGAUAUUGUUAUCAAUCGUGAUUAGUGUACUUGGUAUUCAUUACCUGUUUAGAAAUUACAAUUUCUUCAAAAGACAUGAUGUGAUUCACAUACCAUCUGUUCCAAUACUGGGCAACAUGACAUCGGUUAUAUUUCGCAGAAUAUCUUUCGUCGAUUUUACUCGCAAGAUAUAUAACUUCAAUCCAGAUGCAAAAUAUUUAGGAUUCUACGCUACGACUAAUCCAAUGUUUUUGCUUCGUGAUCCAGAAAUAAUUAAGUCUAUUCUUCUGAAGAAUUUCGAUGCGUUUCCUAACCGUCGCGGUUUCAAUAAUUUGAACGAACCCUUAUUUUCAAACAAUCUGUUUUCUCUUCAUGGACAAAAGUGGCGGGAUGUGCGAACUCUAUUAAGUCCCUCUUUUACAUCUAGCAAAAUGAAAAUGAUGUUUACCUUGAUGUCGAAAUGCGCUGUGGAUUUUGCUAAUUUUCUUUCCACAUCGAUACCAAGAGAAAAAAGCGACAUGGAUAUGAAAGACGUCUUCGCUAAAUAUACAAAUGAUGUCAUCGCUACGUGUGCUUUUGGGAUCAAAAUCAAUUCUAUGAAGGAUCCAACGAACAAGUUUUAUGUUUAUGGUAAAGAGCUGGUCAACUCCUUCUCUGGAAUUCGCAGCAUUAAAUUUCUUUUUCUUAGAACUUUUCCAAUGCUCGGGCGUAUUCUCAAUGUAAAACUUAUAGACAGUCACGUGUCAGAUUUCUUCAAAGACAUUAUAAGAACCACUAUUGCCACUCGUGAUGCCGAGAACAUUAUUCGUUCGGAUAUGAUUCAAUUAAUGAUGGAUAUCAGAGGUAAAGAAGGUCGGAGAGAGCUUAAUAUCGACGAUAUGGUUGCUCAAGCUUUUGUUUUUUUCUUCGCUGGUUUCGAUACCAGUUCAACUGCAAUGUCCUUUGUGGCUUAUGAACUUGCGGCUAAUCCAGAUGUUCAGAUCAAGUUGCGGCAAGAAAUCGACAAAGCGUUGGAAGAAUCAAAUAGCAAAGUGACAUAUGAAACUAUUAACCAGCUUCAAUAUUUAGAUUUGGUGAUAAAUGAGACUCUUAGAUUAUAUCCACCGAUUAUUUUUUUAGAAAGAAUGUGCGACAAGGCUUAUGAAUUACCACCCGCUUUACCUGGCGAAAAACCUUUCACUAUGAAGAAGGGUAUGACUUUUUGGAUUCCGGUUUUCGCGAUUCAUCAUGAUGCCAAAUACUAUGAUGAUCCGGAAAAAUUUCGUCCUGAAAGAUUUUUAGAUAACAAGAUAUAUCACAACUCUACAUGCUAUAUGCCAUUUGGAUUAGGGCCGAGAAUGUGUAUAGCCAACAGAUUUGCCAUGCUAGAAGUGAAAGUCGUGCUGUUUCAUCUUUUAGCACGAUGUGAGCUAAAACCUUGUGCGAAAACAAUAAUGCCAUUAAAAUUCAGCAAAAAAAGUUUUAUAAUAAAUCCGGAAGGUGGAUUUUGGUUGAAUGUUCAACGUAGAAGCGAUAUGAAUCUUAUGCUUGAAUCCUCGUUGAUUAACGGUGUUACUAAUUCUUAGAAAAUAUUUUAAGUAAAAAUAACAGAAAAUCUUUUUCUA
This is a messenger RNA of Camponotus floridanus (Florida carpenter ant), 1868 nucleotides long. RefSeq names its product cytochrome P450 9e2-like. Bases 273 to 1829 code for a protein of 518 amino acids. The record is from RefSeq and is a predicted model, not a curated record. Gene Ontology annotation, molecular function: monooxygenase activity; heme binding; iron ion binding. NCBI's taxonomy places the organism in Eukaryota, Metazoa, Arthropoda, Insecta, Hymenoptera, Formicidae. The transcript has a single exon.